Chanos chanos (milkfish) is the source of this 6750-nucleotide messenger RNA. It is a transcript of the gene brwd1, whose product is annotated as bromodomain and WD repeat domain containing 1. Gene Ontology annotation, biological process: regulation of transcription by RNA polymerase II; cytoskeleton organization; regulation of cell shape. Gene Ontology annotation, molecular function: protein binding. Lineage: Eukaryota; Metazoa; Chordata; Actinopteri; Gonorynchiformes; Chanidae. Bases 1 to 6690 code for a protein of 2229 amino acids. The record is from RefSeq and is a predicted model, not a curated record. The transcript has 42 exons. Gene Ontology annotation, cellular component: nucleus.
AUGGCCGAUUCGGCGGCCAAAAAUGGGACUAUUUCGCCCCUAGAAUCAGAGCUCUACUACUUAAUUUCUCGCUUUUUGACAACGGGUCCUUGUCGGAGAGCGGCGGAGGUUCUUGUUAGUGAGCUGGAGGAAUAUCAGCUUCUUCCACGUAGACUGGACUGGCUUGGAAAUGAGCAUCCAAGAGCAUACGAAGAAUUGGUCGCUGCCAACAGACAUAUUGCACCAAACCACUUACUGCAGAUAUGCAAACAGUUCGGCCCAAUUCUGGACAAAGAGUUACCGUCUGGUGUGUCGGGUGUCCAUUCUCUCUUGGGCACAGGCAGACACUCCUUGCUGCGCACAUCAAAAGACUGUGGCAGUGUUCAGUGGAAAGGUUCCACCUUUGCUGCACUUCAUCGAGGAAGACCACCUGAGAGGCCUUUAAAAUGCAGGGAUGCCCCAAAUUUAGUGGAGGUGGUGCGUGGCAGAGAGCUGACAGGAACUCAGAGGUUGAGCUUCGUCAACCCUUUCAGCAACUAUCAGCACAUGAAACUGCACAGGAGGAUCCUGGGUCAUCUCUCUGCCGUUUACUGCAUCGCCUUCGACCGCACCGGCCUCAGGAUUUUUACGGGUUCGGAUGAUGCGUUGGUGAAGAUCUGGUCGUCCUUUGACGGCAGGCUUCACUCCACCUUGCGGGGCCACUCGGCCGAGAUAUCUGACCUCGCGGUGAACUUUGAGAACACUCUGAUCGCAGCCGGCAGCUGUGACAAAACCAUCCGAGUGUGGUGCCUUCGUACCUGUGCCCCUGUGGCUGUGCUGCAGAACCACAGUGGCUCCAUUACCUCUUUACAGUUCUCUCCUUUUGCCAAGGGCUCAAAAAGAUACAUGGUCUCCACAGGAACUGAUGCCACUGUCUGUUUCUGGCAAUGGGACGUGAGUGAUAUGAAAUUCAGUGAACGUCCACAUAAGUUUAACGAGAGACCCAGACCCGGCGUGCAGACGCUUUGCUCGUCGUUCAGUCCCGGUGGCAUGUUCCUGGCGACGGGAAGCACGGAUCACAUGAUCAGGAUAUAUUACCUGGGCUCUGGAAGCCCCGAGAAAGUGUCUGAGCUGGAUGAACACACUGACAAAGUUGACAGUAUCCAGUUCUGCCACUCUGGAGAAAGGUUUGUGAGUGGCAGUCGAGAUGGUACCGCUCGCAUUUGGAAGCUGCACCAGAGGCAGCAGUGGAGGAGCCUGCUGCUCGAAAUGUCUGCCACGCUGCCAGGGUCUGAGGCUUCAACGGAGGAGGAUAGCUUCUUCAAACCCAAGGUUACCAUGGUUUCCUGGGAUCGCCAUGACAACACAGUCAUCACUGCUGUCAACAAUCAUCUUCUCAAAGUGUGGAACUCCUACACAGGACAGCUGUUACAUAUCUUGAAAGGCCACGAGGCGGAGGUUUUCGUGUUGGAGCCCCACCCGUUCGACCCCAGGGUCAUGCUGUCGGCCGGGCACGACGGAAACGUCUUCAUCUGGGACCUCGUCAAAGGAACCAAGAUUCAGCAUUACUUUAACAUGAUUGAAGGGCAGGGACACGGCGCCGUAUUCGACUGUAAGUUCACCCCUGACGGUCAGCGCUUUGCCUGCACGGACUCGCACGGUCAUCUCCUCAUAUGCGGCUUUGGAAGCUCUAAGCCGUAUGAAAAGCUUCCAGAUCAGGUGUUUUUCCACACAGACUACCGGCCGCUGAUCCGCGACGCCAACGGUUUCGUGCUGGAUGAGCAGACGCAGCAGGCGCCCCACCUCAUGCCCCCGCCCUUCCUGGUGGACGUGGACGGGAAUCCGCAUCCCCCGAAGUACCAGAGGCUGGUCCCCGGUCGAGAGAACAUCGCAGCCGAACACCUGGUCCCUCAGCUGGGAUACAUCGCCACUAGUGACGGAGAGGUGGUGGAGCAGGUGAUCAGUCAGCAGCAGCCCGUGGAGAGCGAGGAGGCGUCGGCGAGACAUAACGCUCUGGACAACGCCAUCCGUCGCCUCCAGGAACAACAGGACAGGGUGGCGGGCAUACAGGGACCCGCCGCCCCGGGCGGGGUCCCCGUUCCCGGGACCCCUCGACGAGUGUCGGUGAAUGACAGAGCAGAGGUGCAGUCGCCCCCUAACGUGGGGCUGCGGAGAAGCGGACAGGUCGAGGGCGUGCGUCAGAUGCACCAGAACGCGCCGCGCAGUCAGAUGGCCACCGAGAGAGACCUCCAGGCCUGGAGGCGGCGCGUGGUCGUUCCGGAACUCUCUUCCUCUGCCUACAGGGCACAAGAAACGCUUAGGACUGCAAAGGGUGAGGAGGAGGUCGCUUUUUACAGUGCCAAGAAACGCAGGGUGACCAAUGGAUCAUUCAGAGAUGACUCUGAUGAUGAUGGGCCAUGUAUCAAACGCACACAGUCUCGGAAAAGGCAGAGAAUCUUCCAGAGCAGGGACACCGAGGACCUCAUCGAGUUUUCCUGCGAGGAAGGAGAGGAGACUGCCACCUCAGAGGACAAUGAAAUGGAGGACAGCGAAAUCGAUUCAUCGAACGAAGAGGAAUGGAAGAGUGACAGUUCAAGCGAAGCGUCCAGCGAGUACUCUGACUGGACGGCCGACGCCGGCAUCAACCUCCAGCCCUCCAGUCCACUGUCUUCCCGAAGGCGCGCACGGCGCCAGAUAAGCAGCUCGGAGGAGGACGAGGAGGAGGAGGAAGAAGAGGAAGAAGCCAUGGAGGAGGAGACGGCGCAAGAGGAGGUACAGACUCCUAAGCCUCGGAAGCAGAAAAAGAAGGCCAAGAGUAAAACGCCCAAGCGGCCCAAACCCAGGCCCUCCAUCAACAGAGAGGUGUCGAACGAGUUCAGACCUCCCCCCUGGAUCACCGACGUCUUUCCCAGAAAGUCUCCGUUUGUCCCUCAGAUGGGUGAUGAAGUGAUCUACUUCCGUCAAGGUCACGAGGCCUACGUGGAGGCGGUGAGGAGGACAAACUUGUAUCCCAUCAACCUGGACAAACAGCCAUGGAGGAGAAUGGACCUGAGAGACCAAGAGUAUGUCAUGAUAACUGGGAUCAAAUAUGAGGUGUCCCCGCCCACGCUCUGCUGUUUGAAACUGACCCAAAUUGACCCCGGCACGAGGAAAAUCACCAACCGAUCGUUCUCUGUCAAGUACCAUGAUAUGCCAGAUGUGAUUGACUUCCUGGUGCUGAAGCAGAGUUAUGAUGAGGCGUGUAGCAGAGUCUGGCAGCCAAACGAUCGUUUCCGGUCGAUAAUCGACGACGCCUGGUGGUUCGGGACCAUCGUGUGCCAGGAGCCGUAUCAGCUGGAGUAUCCCGACAGCCAUUUCCAAUGCAUCAAAGUCAAAUGGGACAACGGGGAAAUGGAGAGACUGAGUCCGUGGGACGUGGAGCUGAUUCCGGAAGAUGCUCAACAGCCGGAGACGGUGGGUGGAGGGGUGCCAGUCACGCCUGAUGAGAUGAAUGAGCUGAUGUAUAAACCUCAGGAUGGAGAAUGGGGCACACGGAGCAGAGAUGAAGAGUGUGCCCGCAUCAUCGCUGGCAUAGACCAGUUGAUCAGCGUCGAUAUUGCCGCACCUUUCUCCGGUCCGGUGGACCUGACCCAGUAUCCCACGUACUGCACGAUUAUCGCUUACCCCACUGACCUGGGCACCAUCAGAAUGAGACUGAUACACAAGUUCUACAGGAGGCUCUCCGCUCUCGUUUGGGAUGCUCGAUACAUCGUACACAACGCCAGGACCUUUAACGAGCCACGGAGCAAGAUCGCACAUUCAGCCAAACUCAUAACGGAUGUCCUCCUCAAAUUUAUCAAUAAACCCGGCUGUACAGACAUUAUGGACAUCUAUAAUGCUGUAGAAAACAUGGAGUACUCUGAGGAUGAGGAUCUGGACGACGCAGACGGACCGGGCACCUCAUCUACUCACAGACUACAUCAGCCCGCUGUGGACGUCGUCCAGGACAGGGACUCGUGGAAGGAUGAGUGUAAACGGUUGCUGGACUACAUGUUCGACUGCGAGGACUCGGAGCCGUUCCGUCAGCCCGUCGAUCUGACCGAAUAUCCGGACUACUUGGACAUCAUUGAUACUCCAAUGGACUUGGAUAUGAUCAGAAAGGGACUUGAAGAAGAUCGCUAUGACAACCCCAUAGAUCUUUGCAAAGACACCAGACUGAUCUUUGCUAAUGCGAAAGCCUACACGCCAAACAAACGCUCAAAGAUUUACAGCAUGACCCUGCGCAUGUCGGCGUUUUUCGAGGAGCGAAUCAGGAAAAUCAUAUCAAACUAUAAGACUGCUGUCAAAAAUAGCAUGAAGCUACGACGCAGCCAGAGGUUUAGGAAGAAACUGAUGUACCAGGAGCCCUCUGCGCCCAGCCAUCAAUCCACAAGUCAAAAGAGAGCUGCUGCUGCUGCUAAAACUCAGGAAAAAGCGGAAACAUCUACAACCAAAUCUACCUCGGCCAAAGUGUCUGCGCCCGAGCGCUCCAGCAGGAGACGGGCCAACCGUCGCAACGCUGCCCACACGUCCGUGGACGCCUCGUCUGGCUCAGACGAAGGCUCCGCUAAAGCCAUGCUAUCCACAUCUGAAUCUGACGACGAAAGCGAGGUGUCGGGAAGUCAUUCGGAGGACGAGAAACAGCCCACCUCCUCCCGCCGUCACCUCAGACGGGAAACGAGAGCAGUGAGGAGAGCCACGAGGACCCGAGCUGCAAAGACGAGGGUGACGGAGAGCAAAAGUGAAAACGAGUCGUCCAGUGAAAAUGAAGAAUCCGAGGAUUCCGGUAAAGCUUCCACUUCUUCCAAACGGACCUACCCGAGCAGAACGCAGAACAGAUCCACGAGACUGACCAGAAACUCUGCCCACGAACGGAAGAAAACAGAGAGCCACGCCCAGGUGAACGGGCAUGGCCGGGCGCGGCGCCUGGAGCGGCGUCGUGCGCGUCGCGGCAUAAGCUCGGACCAGGAGCCCUCUCUGGAGUCCGAGACAAAAGACGAAGGUGAGGACGAGGAGGAGGAAGAAGAAGAGGAUGAAGAGUCAGUCAGCCGCAGACCCCUGGCCCGCAGGACCGCCAGGAUGGCCGUCAAUAAAAUGAAGCUCCUGGAAGUUUCCGAGGAGGAGGAUGACGACGACGACGACGACGACGCUUCGGACUCGGACGCCAGCGGACCGUGCAAACCUUCCCCGGUGUCUGAGAGCAGCUCUGGCUCCGAUGAAGAGACUUCACCGCGGGAGAAUUCUCCUCGUGUCAACGGUCACAGCCAUGAGGGUUUCCAAGGAAGGGGCUCAAGGAAGAGCGACGAGAACUCUGAUCGGGAGGAAAGUGCCGGAGAAAAUCUGGGAGGGGGCGAGGACGAAGAUGACGAGGAGCCCGUGGUCAGAAGAAAGCUGGUCAGGAAGACCGCGAAAGCCGCCGUGACUAAAAUGAAAAUCCUGAACAGCAGUGACGUGGAUGAAGCGGAGAGCCAGCCGCGGAGCAGACGGCCCAAAUAUCCGCCGAGCGGGCCGGACACCUCGAAGAGCUCCGACGAGGAGAAGGAGGGUUCUGUUGUCCAAAAGCACCCACAUCGCAACGGGAGAAAAAUGGAGAACAGAAAGCCCAAAGGCACUGAUAAGGGGAGCAGGUCACCAUCAAACAGUCAAGAGGAAACAUCUGCUACAAGGAGACACAUCCACAAAAAGACCCCCAGGUCACCUUUGACCACUCAAGAGUCAGAUGAAGUCAGUGACGUUCCUGAAAAACCAGGUGCUCAGAGAAACAGAGUAGUGUCUGAGGAGGAUGAGGAGGAAGAUGAAGAGGAACAAAGCGACAGCCAGGAUGAGGGUGUCGGAAACAGGAAAAAAAUGUCGUUGCGAAACAAGGACGAAUCCAGGCGAACCGGCAGAUCGCGGAAGAGGAGAUCGGACGCAUCCGAUUCGGAGAGCGAAGAGGAGGAAAAAGAGUCGAGGAGCAGACGCAAGAAAAAACGGUCGGCCUCCUCGGAGGAGUGGCAGCAGAGCGAGGAGUCGGAAAAGGACAGGAAAGUGCAUCCCAGGAGGAGACCCUGCCUGAGGGCGCUUCCCAAAAAGAAAUACAUCUCGGACGACUCCGAGGAAGACCUUGACUUGGGCGAUCCGUCGAGAAAUGGAAAGGGCAGUGCUAGCUCAGCGGAAAACAGACCUCAACGUGGUGCUAGAAAAUCCUCAGGUGUUUCAAAGCCCUCGUCCAAACGGAAACGCGACAGGUCUUCGGAUUCCGAGAACGGUGACAGUGGACAGGAGAGUCGGAGCAGCGCCGAGAGCGAGUGUGAUAGGCCUAGCAAAAAGGACAAAAAAAAGCACUCCAGGCAUUUCGGAAGGUCUUCCGACUCAGAGAGUGACUCUGGGAAUAGGAAAAAAACGGAAAACGGGCGACCGCGCCGCAGGCAGGUCGAAGACUCGGAGAAAGAGAACUCGAGAGCCUUGCGUCAGAGGGGAACACGUAAACGCAGGCGGGACGAAAGCAGCGAAGACAACACCACGGCCGAGAGCGAAUCUGGAUCGGAGUCGGAGCAGUUUUCCAGCUCAGGGUCACGGAGUAGUCCAAAGAGAAGGCGAACCACGAGGAGGCAAAGGGACAAAUCCGCCUCCGACAUGGACAGCGAUGCUUCGUACCACAAGUCUCGAAGGGCCACGCAGAUCCGGACGAGGAAUCGCGGAAAGCGGACUGUGACAUACCACGACAGUGAAUGAAGGAACCGGGGCGGUCGAGUCAGGUUUUUACACAAGAGACACUAACUGGAAACCUUGAAA